Messenger RNA from Sphaeramia orbicularis (orbiculate cardinalfish), 1363 nucleotides. It is a transcript of the gene cnbpb, whose product is annotated as CCHC-type zinc finger, nucleic acid binding protein b. NCBI's taxonomy places the organism in Eukaryota, Metazoa, Chordata, Actinopteri, Kurtiformes, Apogonidae. The record is from RefSeq and is a predicted model, not a curated record. The transcript is spliced from 5 exons. Gene Ontology annotation, molecular function: nucleic acid binding; zinc ion binding. The coding region runs from base 87 to 572 and encodes 161 amino acids.
CUCAGUGUCCGUGUGCAGACCGCGCGUGGCGCAGAGGAGACUGAAAACAAAAAUACACACUUUGGGUCCGAGCCGUCGUCGUGGUGAUGAGCAGUAAUGAGUGUUUCGGCUGCGGCCGCAGUGGCCACUGGGUGAAGAACUGUCCUGGCGCCGGCAGGGGGCGGGGCAAAGGACGAGGGCGGGGCAAAGAUCUGUUCUGUUAUCGAUGCGGUGAACUCGGACACGUCGCCAGAGACUGUGAGAGGACUGAGGACGCCUGUUAUAACUGUGGCAGAGGAGGUCACAUCUCCAGAGACUGUAAGGAGCCCAAAAAGGAGCGUGAGCAGCUCUGUUAUAACUGUGGAAAGGCAGGUCACAUGGCGCGGGACUGUAACCACGCCCACGAGCAGAAAUGUUACUCUUGCGGCGGCUUCGGACACAUUCAGAAGUGCUGCGAGAAGGUCAAAUGUUACAGGUGCGGUGAGAUCGGACACGUGGCCGUCCACUGCAGUAAGGCGUCCGAGUUGAACUGCUAUAACUGUGGGAAGUCGGGUCAUUUGGCCAAAGAGUGCACCAUUGAAGCCACGGCCUAACCUGCCCCGGCCACCUGACCCCGGCCCAACCCCUGACCUUUCAUCCUCUUCUUUAUUUCUCUUUCUCUUACACUUUCCCUCUGAUCCUCCUUUUCUCAUUGGCCCGGAGGCCUGUCAGUCAGCCUCGGAGCAGCCAAUCAGAGCAGCUGAAGGAGGAGAAGAGGCGGACACUAAACAGAAUCCACUUCCUGCGUGUUUUUAGUUUGGUAGUGAUCGAUGUCAUGACGUACAAAGCUUUGUUUAAGAAUCCUUUCUGCCCAGCCGAUCGGCUGAGAGAGUAGACUGAAGUAAUCACAGAGUUAAGCCCCUCCCCACAGGCCCAGAGUGGGCGGGGCCAUAAUAGAGGGAAAGGGGAGGAGAGUUUGUUUCUUCACUUUAUUUUCUUUUUUUCUGGACUAAAAACAAAGUUUGUCCGAAAGAAACAUGAUUGGCUCUGCCUCCAGCUAACAGCCAGUCACCUCAGAGACAUGGCCGCUUCGUUACCACAAGAGGAAGGAAGGAGCCAAUCAGAGCAGCCGUCAAAAGGAACAUUUUAAUUCACAUUUUAAAGGUGCGUUUUGUUGCUGUUUGGACCAACGGAGCAACGCACAGAUGGAGAUGAAAACUACAAAGAAAACACAUUAAAAAAAAAAAAAAACAACAAUUUUAAGUUUGGAGGAGAAUGUUUUCACAAAAAUCAAAAUGUUAUUUUUGUACAAUAUAUCACGUAGAGCUACUGUAAAAAUGUCAUUUGGUUGUACUGCAGACUGUAAAACAAUAAAAACAUGGAGGAGGACGAGGACGGAGCGAGA